Aspergillus aculeatinus CBS 121060 is the source of this 1464-nucleotide messenger RNA. RefSeq lists its product as uncharacterized. The transcript has 3 exons. Lineage: Eukaryota; Fungi; Ascomycota; Eurotiomycetes; Eurotiales; Aspergillaceae. Bases 89 to 1138 code for a protein of 349 amino acids. The record is from RefSeq and is a predicted model, not a curated record.
GCGGGCUCUGGAAUGGUAACAAAAAAAGGCCCUUCACCAGCUUCACACACGACACGAGCACUUGGAAAUCCAGUGUCACGCAAGCAACAUGGAACACAUUAGAAAGUCACUGUGUGCCAGACCUGCGGUCGAUGCUAGAGAACUUCUCGCUGAAGAGCUCGAGGGACAGCCUGAACUCUGUCAACUCGAGAUUUUGACCGAGGUGUUUAACGCGGGCGUUGUCGCCGAUGAACGGCUGGCAGAGAUUAUCCAUGUCGGCUGGGAACACAUGCUACGGAAUGAUCUUUGGACCUUCAAGUAUGAAUCCCUCGAGCAAUACCGGCAUAAGCAUCUGCUUAGCCUCCUAGCCACUCUCAGUCGAUCUAUGCAGUCCACGGACGAAGCGGUGAGCCUGUUGAAGAGAAGCAUUCACCAACGACCGCGCCGGUCUCGGCAAGGCUGCACUCUGAUGCCGAGCGAUGUAGAGCGCGUGCUUAGGAGUCUACCUUCUGUGACUCUGGCUCUGAAUCGAGGACCCUCCUUUACUCAUUCCUGUCACAUAGAUCGAGACCCUAGGGCUCGAAGGUGCCGCGUCUACCGAUCUGGAUCGCUGUCUGGAAUCAGCACCGCUGGAUCCACUGACUCAGCCUCUGACGUCGCAUUGGAGGAAACAAACCCACUCCUGGUGGAAUCCGACCAAGUUCCAGAGGGUACGAUGGCCACCGGCACCAAACACUCGGCGGACUGCUGGUGCUCGCCCGCGUGCUUUCCCUUGCGUCUAGUAUUUAGAACCAGCCAACCUCCAAUCCCCAGCGAUCUCGUGGUGGGUCUAUUGAUGUGGGCUAAGUCGAUGGCAUGGUCCAAUAUUUGCAACGCACACCUCGGAAGAUUAGGGGAACUAAGGUUUGGCGCUUCAGUCAAGAGCUGGAGUAGGGACGAGAUCGUCUCGCAGCUCGAGAUUGUGCUUUCAGAGGUGCGCUUGUCAAAGGGGGACUUGAUAUUGCCCCCCUCUGAGGAUAAUUUCCACUGGCAGAACUUGACCUCAGCAGAAGAUCAGUCCCAGUUGCCCUCCCCCCACGUGCCCCUACCCUAUUGGGCGCUACCUUUGCACGAUGGCGAGGUUUUCAUGAGUCUUCAACCCCAUAGCGUGCCCAUAUAGCUGGCGUUAGAUUGCUCAUACUUAGUACCAAAUAUGCAUCCUGCUAAGUCUCACCGUUUCGAUUCGUGGAUACGUAGGUGAAAAGGGUAAGUCAAGGUCAUCCUAUGUAUGUAUCGCUCUCGUCCCCGUUGUGUUAUUGCGAGAGCUAGAGUGAUGCUGAACACAUUCUACUCGCGAAUUAGCAUUGAGGCACGAAAUCGUCAGUUCAUGGAAAUGUUGCUCUUGCGCAACCAGAUGAGCACUCUGUUACUCAUCCUAUGGGGGCUGCACCCUUUGCGCGAAACUGACUGGCGCAUUAGGACAUUAGGAGAGAAUGGACACAAUCA